Caenorhabditis sp. 36 PRJEB53466 is the source of this 859-nucleotide messenger RNA. NCBI's taxonomy places the organism in Eukaryota, Metazoa, Nematoda, Chromadorea, Rhabditida, Rhabditidae. The record is from the annotation of a GenBank genome assembly.
AUGGCUCACGGAAAUCGUCAUCGCCAUGGCGGCCACGGCCGCCAAGGACGCCAAGCUUAUUUCAAACUGUCUACUAAAGAUUCGAAGCAAGCUCAUCUAUUCUCUAUCAACUACGAGAAGACGAGCGGCCUUCUCGAGAAGCUGAAGAAGAAGUUGACCGACUACAAAGUGGACUUUGCCAAGGUAUUCUGGGUCGACCAGGACAAGGACCAGAUCUUCCUCCAAACUGCCGAGGACCUCCGCGAAGCCAUCAAGUUCUCGCGGUUCGUCGUCAAGUUGUACGUGGACGGAGCAGUGGAGAAGAAGCUGAAGAACGAAUUGAAAGCGGACGAAAACGAAGACGACGACGGCAGCAGCAGCUCGUCGUUCUCGAAGGUUUCCGGAAAGGAAGAGUCCGGAUCGGAUUCGUCUUCGAGUUCGGAAAGCGAGGAUGAAGGCAAAUCGGCGAAGAAGCAAGAGAAACGGGGACGCUCUGUCUCUUCGUCCUCUUCUGGAUCUUCUUCUUCCUCUGGAUCCUCUCGUUCUCCAUCUCCUGGACGUCGCGGACGUGGUUCCCGUUCUCCAUCUCCAGGAGGACGCGGAGGAAGAUCUCCAUCUGGAUCGCGUUCUCCUGGAAGACGUGGCGGACGAUCUGCUUCUGAAGACUCUGGACGUCACGGACCUGGAAGACGUGGACACGGAUCUCGCUCUCCAUCACCAGGAGGCCGUGGACAUCCUCACACACCACCGUCGCCAGGACGCAGAGGACACGGACACCGUCAUGGACGUCGCCCAUCUGGAGAAAGAGGACCCGGAUCCCCUGGAAGCCAUGGCGAAAGAUCUGCAUCAGAAAAGCAGCCAAAGAAACAAGGAACUCUGA